Molecule: messenger RNA, 4800 nt
Organism: Hydractinia symbiolongicarpus
Lineage: Eukaryota; Metazoa; Cnidaria; Hydrozoa; Anthoathecata; Hydractiniidae
Exons: 10
Coding region: 2306-3550 (414 amino acids)
Biological process (GO): proteolysis
Molecular function (GO): cysteine-type peptidase activity
Source: RefSeq, a predicted model, not a curated record
AUUUGACUUUUUUGUUGACUGUUAAAAACUCUGCCUUCCGUACUCCGUGUCCACAUAUAUCCAAUUGAUUUUAUCCAAUCAUUUUAUGAGGAAAUGUUCAAUCGCGCCUACGUUUGUAUUAAAGCACUUAUUUGUCAUUACUUGUUCAAAGAAGUAACCUCUAUUACCUGAUUUUUCAUUGCUAGAAGGGCGUUUAAUAGCUGAUGUCACAGAUGAAAUAUCUGAUGAAGAUAUUUUGAGAUGUGGUUAGUAUAACAAUUUUUCUUAUCAAAAGAGUCGGAAUAUAUGUUAAUUUUAUACUUAUCAUUGUUUUAUUUUUUAUCUUAGUUUCUGAACCAACAACAGAAUUUAACAACAAGGAACAGGCUGAUGGUACUUAUAGCGGUACUCCUCAGUUACUAUUUCUUUAUCUAUAAAAGAAUUGUGAAGUUUAGCGAUAAUUAUACCUGCUGGUGUGUCCAGUAGGACCCCACCUUUUGCUGUAUUCUGAAGCAAUUUGAAGAUAUUAUUGUCGCUCUAAACUCAAACCGUUUUUAGCGCUCAACCAUGUUAGACCCCAUUUCGUACCACCCUUCUCCGCCUUGAAAACUAUGUUACUGGUGGUGUAUAUUUGGUAUUGUUGUUAUCAUUUUGUUCAAUCUAUUAGCUACUGGCCUAAAUAUCAAAGCUGAAGAGAAGCAGACAAAAAAGAUCGAUAACGGUAUUAUUCCAUUAACAUUUUUUUAUUUAUAUCUUUUGAGAUAAUUAAAUUGUUUUUUUUUUAUUUAUUAUUUUAUUUUUUCCUAAUCCAAUAUUGCGCUUUCAUCUUAGACUUUUUUGGCUCAAGAAAAGUAAAAUAAAGACAUUUCAAGUCAUUCUUUUUGUGUGCGUGUGUGUCAUUUGUCGCACUGUUGCUUUUAGCCUUUAUUUAUAUCAGAACAUUAUUGGUAUGUAAUCUGACAGUUUAAGAGGGAAAAUGAUAGUUUAUGGGCCUUUUAUUUGUGAGCUUGUCUACUGUUUAUAAUAUUUAGGAGAGAUAUUGCAUCUUGCUACUUGCGGUACUAUUUUGCGUGACAGACAGACGUAUACGGGUAUUACAAUAUAGACUUGUCGUCCACAGGUUCGCCCGUCCUUUAAAUUUACUCGUUGCAACAAAAUAGACAAACAUAUAUCGCAUUUUGCAUUCGUGCGUAUUAUAAAAAUUUCAUGUUUCCAUAACAGAACGCGUCUUUUGCGGACACACAAAAAGAAGACGGCUAUUACUAAAGAGACUAGUCGUUAAUCCGUGGAAAAAUCCACGGGGUCGCUCGUCCUUUAUAUUCAGCCGUGGCAACAAAGUGGAUAAAAAUAUACCGCAUUUGAUAUUCGUGUUACCGCAACAUUAGUUUCUAACUCAGCGGGGGGUCUGCAUAGGCGGAGGCGCAUAGACAGACAGACGAAGUAAGGCUAUUAUUACAUAGAUUUGCUAAUUAAAAUAGAAUUGCAACUGUGCAAUGAAAUCACAUUUUAUUAUAUAAAGUAAAGCUGAUUUAAUAAAGUUUCGUGAUAGCUUUUUCCAAUUUUCCUUUAUGUAGAACUUUUAACAUGUGACUAAAGCCUGACGCAUAUUUUUUGCCUGAUUGGAUUCGCAAGAUUUAUCCUGCACUGGAAAAAAUCACCACCUGACUUUAGAUGAUCUCUAUAUCUCUUUUUUUUAGAUGAAAUGGACAUGGAUUCGAACACAAAUGGGGUGUGUUUUUGUGCAGCAACGGUUCAUGAACGUAAGUGUGUAUCAUUUGUAAUCUUUUCAUGUACUGUACAUGAUUGAUUAAAAAAUAAUUAAUUAAAAAUUCUUAUAAAAUAAAAAAAUACAACUUUAAAACGUUUACUUAUUAUUCAUUUGUCUUUUUACGGAGAAGAUUUGUUUUCCCUGUAAAAAAAACUUCAAUUUUUGCCUACUGGUGUAUUUAGAAGUCCAAGAUGUCUAAUUCGAAGCGAUAUGGAAAAAACUUCUAGCAUUUCUGUAUAUAAAUUCAAAUUUUGGUUUGGAAGAAUUUGCCGCAGAUCCUGAAAGAGAGAAUAUCUGGGAAAUUUAUUAUAUGAAUUAAUAAAGCGAAUUUGGAUUUAAAAAUUUGAUAAAAACUACCAAACAUUUGUCUUCUGUGAUAAUUAGAUUCUACUAGAACAAGUGUUACAACAGCAAGAGUGUACUUUUUCCUUUAAAAGAAUGAAACUUAUCAUUUAAGCUAUUGCGAUAUUAAAAUGUUGUAAAGGUGUGCUGCUACAAUAGAUAGUUAAAUAUUACACAAUCCACAUGUUAUGAGAUAUUAAGUAUUUUUAUGUAGAAAUGGUUGCGUUGAAAUCAGUGGAAACAAAGAAAAUUGUUCUCAGCCUGUUUCCUGAAUUUGGAAGUACUCCGGUAACAGAUGUUUUACUAAAGGAAGCUCUGCAUAGCUCUGUAAAUGACGAAGUCAUAUACACCUAUUUGUGUAUUCUUUCCCGGCAAAGUAAACAUAAGAGUGUAAAGAUUAUUACUCCAGGCGAGAUGUCUCUGAUUUUUGAUGAACCAGCGUCAAAAAUGAAACAGCGUGAUAUAACAAAAUACGAUCAAAUUAUUGGUUGUCGUUGUUCAGGAUACCACUGGACGCUUUCGGUUGUUAUUCCAUCUGCUUCAACCAUAAUUUACUUCAACCCACUCGGUGAAUUACCUGAAGAAAUUGUAAAUGUUGAACAGCAAUGGAAUUCUUAUCUUGCGGCGAAAUAUCAAAUAGAAGAUAACUUUAACGUGGAAAUUGUGCCACAUGCACGACAGAAAGAUAGCAUUUCAUGUGGUGUAUACUGUUUGAAAUUUGCAGAGUGCCUUAUUUUGGAAAAACAAGAGGUGCCAAUAACUUUAACAACAUCAAGCGUUACAACCUACAGAGAGGAAAUUGUUAAAAAAUUGCUUGAAGAGGGAGGUCAAGAACGAUGGUGCAAUAGCGUAUGUCGAGUAUGUGGAAAGGCAGAGGGUCCUAAAGUACAAGGAAAACCAACUGAUGCGUGGGUUUGCUGCGAUACUUGCUUACCAGCCAGGUGGUAUCAUCAGCAGUGUUUACACAAGUCGUUAAGAAAAUCGUACAGUAAUUUCCCAUUUAAUUGUGAUAUGCUGCAAGUCGCUCCUCCGGAAUUUAAUGAGAAGUUGUGGACUGUACAAAAAAAUGAAAAAGUGGAGGUACUUGUCAUAAAAGACGAAGAUAUUAAUAAUAACCAAGACACCGGUACAGUCAAGAAGAACGUAAAUGAAGUUGAUGAGGGCUGCUUCGUUAUAAAAAGGAAAAACAAUUACAUGAGGAAAUGUGCCGGGUGUGGCGGAGAUUUCACAGGCACAGAUGUGUGUGUCAUGACAACAGAAUUGAGAUUAUUAAGAGGAGAAAAGGCACCACACGGGAAACGAAAGAAAACAAAUGUGCACUACCACAUAGAUCAAAAGUGUUUGGGCAGAGGAUUUGAAGCACAUAAUAUAUUAAAUCCGAUGAACGUCUUCAUCUCAAAAGAAAACCUAGAUAUAUUUAAACAAAACGGGGUGGAUUUAAGGAAAAACAAGAAUUUUUAGCAUUAUCAAGUUUUUUUUAUAGAGAUUGUAUUUUAUGACUGUUUUAUGACGAAAAUGUUCUUUAAAAUACAGCGGAAUAUGUGUAUGUGUCAGACUUUCCUGUUGAUCUAAUGGUGUUCCUUUUCUUCAUAUUUUAUUGUAAGAUACAAUCACUUAACUUCAAACGUUUGAAUAGCCAUAUCAAAUGUGUGUUUUUAUAUUUUUCGCACAAAAAGAAUAAAUAAGAACAAGAAGAAGACAGCGUCUUUAACAUCUGCGUUGCAGGAGAAAUCUAAUGGUCAUACGUACGCAAUUCGCUGCGUCAAGAUCGUGCGCCAUAUAAUAUAAAAUUCAUUAUGUAAUGCAUAUAAAGCAUUCAUGAUACAUAAAUACUGUUUUGCAUUUAGGGUGAACAUUAUUUUAUGAACGUACGUACGAUAAAAUGGAUCAAAUCAAGAGUAAUUUUAAGAAUGACGGCUGGAUAUGGAUAAAAAAACGCGGCCAUAAUCGUCCCCCCUGGCCUUGUUAGGUCUUAACAUCGGGACGGAACCUGAACCGUCCCCAGUAGGUCAAAAAGAAGAAGAAGAAGCUCUAGAAACGAGGUUGGAAAUGCGACCAGAAGUAUUAUGUUGAUCACCAUGAAAAAAACGACUAUCAAAUAUCACAGCACACUCUAGCCUACUCAUAGACUGUGCACUUCGCCUUAGUCGUUCACAUUUGGUGAAAAGAGGGGAUUGGGAGCUAUAACAUCGUUAGCAUGUUCUGGAAGGCAAGUCGUUAAUGUGCAUGCGUAUUAUUUUCAGAAAAUAGAAAACACCAGCGUAUCAAAAUCGAUCGAAGUUGCGAAGCGCGUCUGGUUUGCAGGGAACGCCAUAGGGGGUACAGAAAAAAUCAGGUACGGAUGCCUGAAUUAUUCUGUACCCCCCUACAGUUAAAGGCGUAGAAUAUCUGGCAACGCCAUAGGGGGUACAGAAAAAUCAGGUAUGAAUGCCUGAAUUAUUCUGUACCCCCCUACAGUUCUAGGCGUGCAAGUAUCUCGCAACACCAUAGGGGGUACAGAAAGAAUCAGGUAUGGAAGCCUGAAUUAUUCUGGACCCCCCUACAGUUCUGGGCGUACAAUAUCUGGUAUCGCCAUAAGUGGUACAGAAAAAAUCAGGUAUGGAUGCAUGAAUUAUUCUGUACCCCCCCUACAGUUCUGGGCGUGCAAAUAUCUGGCAACGCCAUAGGGGGUAUAGAGAAAAUCAGGUAUGGAUGCCUGAAUUAUUCUGUAC